GACUGUUGAUGCCAAAACACUCAAUAAUUUAUGAGCAUUGAGUGACUCUCCAAAUAGUUCUGAACCCACAGUUAUCUUUUUUUAGAGGUCCCAUCUUAUUUUGGUAUGUAAUAAUCUAACAUAAUCUUUCCGGAUCUUUAAUGUUUUUUUCUUGUGUCAAAGCACAUAUUAACUACCAUGAUUACAAUAUUUAAUUACGAAAAAAAAUCCCAUUUUAAAAAUUAUGCACUGUAUUGUUUUUAAUUUGUGAAGUAAUUCAUCUUUAAUUACUAUUAAAUGUACAACUUCUCACAGUGGUUGGGAAAUAUUUACUUCGGAGUGAGUAUUGCUGUAGGUGAAGUAAAGUAUUGUGUGAUAAGACUUAGCUGUGACCCUCCCUCACACUAAGUGAGCAACUCAUGGAAGGGUGAGGCAGAUACUCAUAUCAUUACGGUACUCAUAACGAACUAUUUGUGAAAGCUGUCUCAACGAUGUUUAUUAUUCUCGUUGUUGCAUUAGAAGUGUCUCAUAAAUAAACAAUACAAAUAUUUGAUCAUAAUUUGUAUAGUACAUAUAUUCUGUAGUGACAGUGCUUAAAUUAGAGUGCAAAUGAAUUGUGGGAAAUGUGUGCCAAAGUAUGUAUUUUGUAUAACAUGUAUAAUUUUAAAGAGAUAUAUGCUGUUUGCUGUCACAUACAAUCAGUGUAUGUAUUGUAAAUAUGUACAGUUUCGGAAGUGAAAGUUACAUGUUAUAUUUGAUUCAAAGCGAAGAUGAUUUAAUAGAAGAAAAAAUCUAAUCCUUGGAUUUGUAGCAUCAGAAAUGGAAGAUCAAUAAAAGUGAACUAAAAAAAACUGUAUUUAUAUAUAAAAAAACUUCACGUUAGUUCCAAGUCUUUUUUCAGAGCUGUAUCUGAAUGUAAUUUAUGUCUGAAAGUGAAUUAAAUUGUGUAAAAAAAAUAUCUAAAAUAUCCCUAGCAAUCAUUUAAACUCCUAUCACAGUAUAAAAAAAAAUUAUUUAUUCAAGCAGAUCUUCAACCUAAAAACAAAUUAGUGUGAUUCUGGGUUUUUUCCCGUAUGUCUCAAAUAGAAGUACAAGUAGAUGUCAUACAAAGGACUCAGGAUCCUGCAGCAUGUUUUGGCAAGCGAGUUAGACUUGAAGCAAGUUCACGCAUGUUACAUCGAACAGUCGUUCACACUCGGAGUUGACGGAGGACAUCCACAACUCGAGCGGCGGAGUGCCUGGCUGAAUUCCAGGAGAGCAAAUACAAGCACGUUGAAGAAGCACAACACAAAAUCAGGGUUGGUACAAGCUUGUGAUUCCAAAAUUCUCUGACUUUCCUAGGUUUUCCAGAUCUGGAUUGACAAGUUUCCCAGAACUUCCAGAAACUAACAAUCCAGUGGUCCUCUUGAUGUUGCUUUCUGGGGGGGAAAAGAGGUUGUAUAUGCAGUUCAAAUGUGUAAUUUUUAACUUAAAAUACCAACGCCAAAACAAAUUCAUAACUACAUGAUCAUUUUUUUUUACGAAGAAAAGACUAGCAUCAGACACCUGCACCUAUAAUACGAUUUUAUUCUAUGUAACUCACCCAAUUAAAAAAAAAAUGCAUUGUUGACAAAAAUUCAAAAAAGAGACUUUUAUUAGAGGCCGCUGGCAGACCUAUAUUGAAUAACUCUUCAGAAAAUUAUAUCUAUUAAAUCUAUUUAUUGUUGGAAUGACAAAAUUAAUGCCUAAAAGCAGGCAUUGUUCAUUAAAUAAAAAAUUGAACGCCUAUUAGACUGCAACAAGUUAUACCAACAAAAGUAAUUUCUUCCUUGUGAUUGGUGACUGUCCGUGAGAGAAGUCAUUGCCUUAUUUGACCGAGCCACUCAGGACGUGUUUGCUCCCGCACUGGAUUACUGUGAUUGGUGUAAUAACAAUGAACAUGAACCCAUAGGAAACUCAUCCAAUCACGAAACGACGAUGCUACAUUGUUUUAAUUUUCAGCUAGUCUUGAAAUUUUCAUGAAAUAUGCAAGGCCCCAUUAAUGCCAUUUUAGAUUUAUACAUGUGUUUGUAAACUAUUGAAUGCAAGCGAUCAAAAUUGUAUGUAAACAUGCAGAAAUGUUUCCCCCUUCGUGUUUGCAGCAAAAAGUGUGGGUUUUCACGAAAGAGAAACUGACCAAUUUUCUUGAUUUUUAAUGUUUUAGCAUUUUUUAUGUGCUUAAACACUGACAGAGGUCUAAUUUUUCGUUAUAUUUUGUUGGCUCAAGAAAAAAUUCAAGAAAUAUUUUGAGAUUUCCCUGACUUUUCCAGGUUAUUUUCUGACCAUAUUUAUUUACCUUUUCCUUUUUCCCUAUCUUCUCCACCUGUAGCAACACUGAGAAUCUCAGGGAUGCAACAUCUGAAGGUUAAUGUUUUGCUACUCAAAAUCCCCUGGAAUUGGACUCUACGAGGUUAUUUUCAGGCUGACCAACUUAUUCAAGUUAGAUAGUUUAAUUUAAUUUAAUGUAGUUAAAAAACUGUUAAAUAACUAAAACAGUUUGAUUAUAAUAUACUAUUUCUAUUAGUUAGCCAUAAUUUAAUAACACUUUACAAAAUCAAUGUGUACAGGAUAUAUGUACCUAUAUUGUUAACUAAAAUUUUUUGUGACCUCAAUAAGUUUCAUAUUAAUCAACAUGUUCAGAAAUAAAAUAUAUGUUUGAACUUACAAUUUGUUGUUAUCUCUACGGUUACAAAGUUAAAGAAAGUUUUGAGGGAGAAGGAUGGGAUGACUGGAGAAGGGGUCAUUACUUUAAAACAGUUUAAAAGGGAGAGUGAUAUUUGUAUAGGUAAAAUAAGACAAAAUCUCAUAUUAUGGGUGACACUCCACUGAAGUGUUAUUGAUAACAAGGGACAGAGAGCAAGUGAUCAGACUGAUAGCCAAGUGCUGCGAGAUUAAUCAGCCACGGCCCGCGGGCCUGCUGCAAAGACAGGACGACCCCGCUCGAGAUAGUAAACCCAAUCUACACAUGAAGUUACUGUUCACUGCCGUUUGUCUCAUUGGCUCUUGCCACGGAGCCGCGGAGACGACCUGCUCGCUGGAGAGCGACCUCGCCGAGCUGGUGAGCCUGUUCCCCAGCGACGAGUACUCCGCCGUGCUCGGCGACUACCUGAGGCACGACGAGGCGUACCGGCGAGCACACGACUACCUCGGCAGCGAGGCCUUCGCAGAGCUGUUCGCCCGAGUCCGCCUCAGCCCGGAGUACAGGGCGGUCAUGCAGUACCUGGACGAGGCGGGCUACCCCGGACUGCUGAACCUGGGGGAGCACCACGAGCCGCCCCCGCGCCCCCCCAGGCAGCCCCGCGCCGGCACGGGCUUCCACGGCCUCGUGGGCGACGUCAUCAGCGCCCUGCCGCUCGACCGCACCCGCGACCUCUUCGCGCGCUACAUGUCGCACCACGAGUGCUUCAGGACCUUCGUGAACAAGGUCCAGGGGCCGGAGUUCCAGGCGCUGCUGACGAGCCUCGACAAGGCGGCGGAGUACGGCGAGUUCAAGGCCGAGCUGCUCAGGAACGGCAUCGACCUCCACGACGUGUACCACUUGUACGAGCAGGUGCUCGGCUUCGAGAUAUUCAGCAUCGUGGAAGAGCCGUGGGACCGCCGCAGAGUCCAGACCGAGCUGUAGGGAGCGUCCUGGCUCGCCAACUGGAGAGAUCUGUCGUGACAACAGCUGUCAAAUCUUAAUAUAUAUAUGAAUCCAGUGUCCUGAUGUUUGUUUCCAGUGAACUCUUCACCAAGUCAACCGAUUUCGAUGAAAAUUGGCAUUUAUGUGUAAUUUUUUCCAACUUGAGAGAUAGGAUAGUUUUUAUUUUGAUUAAUGGUCUUAAUAAUUUAUAAUUAAUAAUAAUAAACUGAUUAUCAAUGUUGAUUGGUGUUUAAGCCCGGGAAACAGUGGGUACUUUGUCUCCAUGACAACGUUGCGUGCUUGAGUGUCGGGAAACCAUCGGUGCUAGGUAUUCGUUUUUUCUUCGGUACAUUACAAAGCAUUGUAUUAAGAUUUUGUCAAAAUUAUUUCAUUUAUUAUAACUGUAAAUAAGAAAUUUGGUCUCAUUUUUCCCCCCCCAUUAAUACAACCGUGUGAAGCCGGGUCGGGCAGCUAGUUAUCAAUAAAAUAAAAUCACCUGUGUCACCUCGCUUUGAAA
Molecule: messenger RNA, 4136 nt
Organism: Bacillus rossius redtenbacheri
Lineage: Eukaryota; Metazoa; Arthropoda; Insecta; Phasmatodea; Bacillidae
Exons: 4
Coding region: 2963-3619 (218 amino acids)
Source: RefSeq, a predicted model, not a curated record